Messenger RNA from Canariomyces notabilis, 1147 nucleotides. RefSeq names its product LigB-domain-containing protein. The transcript has 4 exons. NCBI's taxonomy places the organism in Eukaryota, Fungi, Ascomycota, Sordariomycetes, Sordariales, Chaetomiaceae. Gene Ontology annotation, molecular function: zinc ion binding; oxidoreductase activity, acting on single donors with incorporation of molecular oxygen; ferrous iron binding. The record is from RefSeq and is a predicted model, not a curated record. Bases 110 to 1105 code for a protein of 331 amino acids.
UCAUUAGAAAUGCUUACCCAAAACAGGCAUGGCAACAAACUGAAUUGAAUGCCGAAAGGGCGAGGGCGAGGAGAGUAGCCCGAUAGGAAAUACAUAUAGAACAAUCCCAAUGUUGGGACAGUGGGCAUUAAGACACCCUACCGUCCUAGUCCUGCCCUGUCUCGUAGUCGUCCUGGCUUCCAUCCUGAGCCCGUGGUCCUCAUCAGCACGCGGCCUGUCCUCUCUGACCAAGAUCAAGGGGUUCUCGACUCUGCUUAAGCCGUCCGUGUCACCACCCAGCAUCAUGCCCAAGGCACCAGUCUAUUUCUUCAGCCACGGAGGGCCUGACGUCCAAUACAACAAGACCCACCCCGUCUACCCCGUCCUGCAGUCGAUCGGCAAGGAGAUCACUCAAAAGGUCAAACCCAAGGCUGUCGUGGUGUUCUCGGCCCACUGGCAGGCCGAGCCCGAUGAGAUCCAGCUCAACAACGCCGAGGAGACCGAUCUGAUCUACGACUUCUACGGCUUCCCCCCGGAAUACUACCGCGCCACCUUCCCCAGCAAGGGCAGCCCCCAACUCGCCUCCCACAUCCUCUCAUUGCUUUCCUCCGCGGGUAUCAAGGCGCGUGGCGUAAAACGAGGACUAGACCACGGCGUGUUCUCCGGGUUCAACGUGGCCUUCGACCCGACCUCGAACCCUUUGCGCUGCCCGCUCGUACAAGUAUCACUCUUCAACAGCGAGGACGCCAACGCGCACUACGCCCUGGGACGCGCCGUGUCGUCCCUGCGCGACGACAAUGUCGUCAUCAUCGGCACGGGCAUGACGGUGCACAACCUGCGCGACAUGAGGUUCCUCAUGAGGAACUCUGAACCGCUGCCCUACGCCGUCUCGUUCGACGAGGCCCUGAAAGAGGCCGUCGAGGCCGAUCCGGCGGUGCGACAGGAACGCAUGGCGGCUGUGGCCAAGCGGCCCGAUGCUAGGCACGCCCAUCCGUGGAUGGACCACCUCAUGCCCGUGUACGUGGCGGCGGGGGCGGCGGGGGACGAUCCGGGACAGCAGAUCUGGACUAUGCAUGAGGCGUGCUUCGCGUGGGGGCAGUAUAGGUUUGGACAGGUCCCUGCAUGACUUUGUAAGGUGUUCAAGAUGAAAUAGCAAUCAGAUUCAGAU